Messenger RNA from Vitis vinifera (wine grape), 938 nucleotides. RefSeq lists its product as uncharacterized. Gene Ontology annotation, biological process: response to heat; regulation of abscisic acid biosynthetic process. The coding region runs from base 268 to 690 and encodes 140 amino acids. The transcript has a single exon. The record is from RefSeq and is a predicted model, not a curated record. Lineage: Eukaryota; Viridiplantae; Streptophyta; Magnoliopsida; Vitales; Vitaceae.
GAACAGCAUUGCUUGCAGAAGAAUACCAAAAAGGAAUUUACAGUUGACAAAAUCACACGAACCGUGUGGCAGGCGAAGUAGGCCACUCUUAAUUAAAGAAGUAGAUGUGGGCAUGUGGCUGAGGUGAAGCAACACGGUCACGACACUGUGAAGGAGGCUUCCCCACCUCAUAUAUCUACUGGGGAAGGUGGAGUCAAAGCCUCAUCCCCAUUAUUUGAUCCAUCUCUCUGCAAAACAUCUUCAGAGUUUCUUUCUUUCCAAACAUCCAUGGAUCCAACUUCUCACCACAGGCCCGGCUCUCACCCCCAGAAGCACCACCAACCAUCCAGCAGUGAGCUCCUCUCAAGUGCCAAGGUAGUUGCAGAGGCAGCCCAAGCCUCCUUCCACCAUGAAUCUGAGAAAGUGGACAAAUCCAGGGUCGCAGGCGCAGCAGCUGAUAUUCUGGGCGCCGCCUCCCACUAUGGCAAGCUGGAGGAGAAGAGCUUUGGGAAGUAUGUGGAGAAGGCUGAGACUUAUCUCCACCAGUACCAGUCCUCCCACUCCACCACCACAACCAUCAAUUCUGGCCACUCAACCACCAACACCACAGAGACACAUUCCUCCUCACACUCCGGUGGUGGUGACAGCCAUUCUGGAGGUGGGUAUGGUGACUACUUGAAGAUGGCUGAAGGUUUCUUGAAAAAGUACUGAUCCCAAUUCCCUUUGCUUGUCCAACCUGUGUGAUGUGUUGUCUUCUGCUUUGUUUUACUUUGUUUCAGCCUUUCUAGACUGUAAAUCUUGGUGUUAAUCAGUAUGAAAUGGGCCAUAUAUGUAAUUGUCCCAAAUUUCAGAUACUAGUGUUGAACCAUCGUAUCUUAUAAGUAAAUAUUGUGGUUAGUUGUUCUUAGAAUCUUAAUUGUUUUCAAGAUCUAUAAGAAUGGGUAGUUGAAUUGGAUAAA